Messenger RNA from Mus caroli (Ryukyu mouse), 2542 nucleotides. RefSeq names its product platelet activating factor receptor (gene Ptafr). Gene Ontology annotation, cellular component: membrane. Gene Ontology annotation, molecular function: platelet activating factor receptor activity; G protein-coupled purinergic nucleotide receptor activity. NCBI's taxonomy places the organism in Eukaryota, Metazoa, Chordata, Mammalia, Rodentia, Muridae. Gene Ontology annotation, biological process: G protein-coupled receptor signaling pathway; chemotaxis. The record is from RefSeq and is a predicted model, not a curated record.
UGCUCUGUUUCCUCACUUCUGCAAUUGCCAGGCCACAACACAGAGGCUGGAGCUGAGGCUUGGACCAGGAGGGACUCGCAGAGCCUACGGCUGAGCUCCUCCUAUAGGCAUAUUCAGCGCUCCAUGACCAGGUGACCCUUCCUGCCCAGAGCCAUGGAGCACAAUGGCUCCUUUCGUGUGGAUUCUGAGUUCCGAUACACGCUCUUUCCGAUUGUUUACAGUGUCAUCUUUAUACUGGGGGUGGUUGCCAACGGCUAUGUGCUGUGGGUCUUUGCUAACUUGUACCCUUCCAAGAAACUAAAUGAGAUAAAGAUCUUUAUGGUGAAUCUCACUAUGGCUGACCUGCUCUUCCUGGUCACCCUCCCACUGUGGAUUGUCUACUACUACAACGAGGGCGACUGGAUUCUACCCAACUUCCUGUGCAACGUGGCUGGCUGCCUCUUCUUCAUCAAUACCUACUGCAGUGUGGCCUUUUUGGGUGUCAUCACUUAUAAUCGCUACCAGGCAGUAGCCUAUCCCAUUAAGACUGCACAGGCCACCACCCGCAAGCGUGGCAUCUCUUUGUCCCUGAUCAUUUGGGUAUCCAUUGUGGCUACUGCCUCCUAUUUCCUGGCCACAGACUCCACCAACCUAGUGCCCAAUAAGGAUGGCUCAGGCAACAUCACCCGCUGCUUUGAGCAUUAUGAGCCAUACAGUGUGCCCAUCCUUGUUGUUCAUGUCUUCAUCGCCUUCUGCUUCUUCCUCGUCUUCUUCCUUAUCUUCUACUGCAACUUGGUCAUCAUCCACACGCUGCUCACGCAGCCCAUGCGGCAGCAGCGCAAAGCGGGGGUGAAGCGGAGGGCGCUGUGGAUGGUCUGCACGGUCUUGGCCGUAUUCAUCAUCUGUUUUGUGCCCCAUCACGUGGUCCAGCUGCCCUGGACCCUAGCAGAGUUGGGCUACCAGACCAACUUCCAUCAGGCUAUUAAUGAUGCCCAUCAAAUCACCCUCUGUCUCCUCAGCACCAACUGUGUCUUAGAUCCCGUUAUCUACUGUUUUCUUACCAAGAAGUUCCGAAAGCACCUCAGUGAGAAGUUUUACAGCAUGCGCAGUAGCCGGAAGUGCUCCAGAGCCACGAGUGACACGUGCACCGAGGUGAUAGUGCCAGCCAACCAGACUCCUAUCGUGCCGCUGAAAAAUUAAUCUCUGCUUAUUAAAGCCAGAUCCAGAGCCUUCUCUUCAAUGGACCUCACAGACGGAGCUAGGAGGUGAGAGGUUUCUGACCCUGGUGGACUCAAGUGCGGCAGUUACUUCCUCGCAGAGAGCCGGUUGCUGGAAAAUACAGAACCUGGGUGCUCCUUUUCACUAGUCUUUGGGUCAACGCUAGAGGACUGUGGCUGGCGGACUCACCCAGAGCUUCAGAUUGUGACAUCCCAGCUAGGGUCAGACCUUGGGGGGAAACGCUAAGCAGCUCAGUUCAUCCAACUGGGGCAGCAACUUAAGGUUUGGUCAGUGACUUCCGGGGGCUACAGGAAGAGGGGAGAUGGGUUGUGGGGAUUCGUCACUGAUUGUGUGGAAGAUCUUUGGGGAAGCAAUUACAUUUCGGAUGGCACCUUCCUUGGUCCAUCUAUAGGUACAAGGUCCUUGUGACCCUUCCUAGAGGAAGUGGUUUGGUGGUAUCUCUUGACUGACCCAAGUACCUGGCCUCAAAUGUAACCAGAGGAAAAAACACAGAAGUUGACCAGAAGCUAGGAUGUGAGUGUGUUUGCUGAGGCAGCUGAGUUUUGCCCAGGACUGAAUGAAUGCUGAAGGAAUGGAAGAGAGGUGGCUACCUCAGGACACUGCACUUUCCACUUCCAGCAGGCAGCUUCUUAUCGAGGUCUUCUGGCCACGUGGUAGUGAUUUUUUGACAAGUGUCUUAGUCUUAUCUCACUCGCUGUACCCAGCCUCCCUGUCAGAAACAACUCAAGGAGGGAGAGAUUUAUUUUGGCUCACAGUUUAGAAGACCUCAGUCCCUCAUGGCAAGGAAGGCAUGGUAUGGCAGCUCUGACUCUGGUGGUGGGAACAGGAGAUGGGGUGUUCAUGUGACAGUGAGCCAGGAACCAAAGACUGCACCUUAACCUGGGGAUGCGAUAGAACCCACCCCCAGCCACCGACUUCUACAGCCAGGUCCUACCUCCUGAAGGUUCCAUAGUCUCCCAACACAGAGAGCAGGACGCUGGGCCAGUGAGAUGGUAGUGCAAGGUAGCGAGCACUUGCAGCUAACACUGCUGAUCAGCGUUUGAUCCCAGGAGCCACAUGGUACAAAGAGAGAACAGACAGGCAAGUUGUCCUUCUACCUUUACUUUAAUACCAUGGCACACACAUGCCCCGCCUCCCCAUAUACAUAUACAUACAAAGUUAAUAGGAUAAAGCAAAACAAAUGUGACCCCCCAUGGGAAUAUACAUGAAAUAGCAGGUUUAUUCAAAAUAUGUCGGUUACAUGAGAUGCCCUCUGAGAAGUGUCCAGAAGCUGUAGUCUCAGCACUCGGAGGAUAUUUUCCUGUUUUCCUGAACCUUGUGCUUU